UUUCUGACGGACAACAACAAAACGGUCCAGCUGAGUGCCAGCCAUAGAGAGUUAAAGAAGGGUGCCAGCCCAGCUGUGUAGUGAAUAUUGGUCGUAACUAAAUAAGUUAACUUAAGUUGUGGAUUCAAAUACAUUUUCUUUCAGUCCCUUAUGGUUGAAGGGACUCAGUAGACGGUUAAAUGUCUGAUGCAUCAGAACUUCAUAAAAAAGAAGAAAAGGAGGAGGAGGUUACACCUGAACCAGAGGAGCAAUCGGACGACAGCAGUGGGGACGAGGUUGCAGGAGACACAGAGAUGGAUUUCCUGCGGAACCUCUUCUCCAGCACCCUUGGUCUCGGCUCGGCAGACAAAGAUCUGGAUGAGCUGACUCUGGACGCAGUGGCACGGUACAUAAAGAGCGGAAAAUGUAAAAACAUAAUCUGCAUGGUUGGAGCAGGAAUAUCCACAUCUGCUGGGAUCCCCGAUUUCCGUUCACCAGGAACUGGCCUGUAUGCAAACCUGCAAAAAUAUGACCUGCCUUACCCAGAGGCCAUCUUCCAGAUAGAUUACUUUAAGAAACAUCCAGAACCUUUCUUUGCCUUGGCCAAGGAGCUUUACCCAGGACAGUUUAAGCCGACAAUCUGUCACUACUUCAUGAAGCUGCUGAAAGACAAGGGGCAUCUGAGACGUUGCUACACACAGAACAUUGACACCCUGGAGCGUGUGGCUGGGCUCGAGGGAGAGGAUCUAAUUGAAGCUCAUGGGUCGUUCUACACGUCCCACUGUGUCAGCUUCUGUUGCCGCAUGGAGUAUAACCUGGACUGGAUGAAAGAUAAAAUAUUUUCUGAUGACAUUCCCCGAUGUGACAAGUGCAACAGUUUGGUGAAGCCAGAUAUUGUUUUCUUUGGCGAGAAUCUACCUGUCCGGUUCUUCACUUCAGUAAAGAUGGACUUUCCCUGCUGCGACCUUCUCAUCGUCAUGGGGACGUCCCUUCAAGUCCAACCAUUUGCAGGUCUAGUCGGCAGGGUUUCAAAAAGUUGCCCGAGACUGCUUAUUAAUAUGGAGAAGGCAGGGCAGGCUGAUCCUCUGUUUGGGUUGAUGGGUUUUGGAGGAGGAAUGGACUUUGACUCAGACAAGGCAUACAGAGAUGUAGCUCACAUCAGUACAUGUGAUGAGGGCUGUUUGGCUCUAGCUGAGCUGUUGGGAUGGAAGGAGGAGCUUGAAGAAUUAGUGAAGCAGGAGCAUGCCAGGAUUGACAGUCAAGACAAGAAACAGAAGGCCAGUGGGAGCAAAGGAGCAGCAGCCAAGGCCAGCUAUGCAUCAGUAGCACCAGAGACAGAAAAGGAAGAGUAACUUAUGAAAAAGCUCCUUUACUAAAGAAAAGCUAAUGUAGUGAUGUCACCGUUUGGAGUUGGCGCUUAAAAGGAGAUGAUGAUACCAGGGUUUUUGCUUGGAAGUGCAGCUUCGAUGCGUGUCAUACUCUCAUUUUCCAUCUGCAGACAUUUAAUUCUCCUAAAGAAUCUCACAGGUUGCGUCUGGUUAUGGUUAUGUUUAUAUCAGUCAUUUGCACUUUACUGACAUUAAUCUACUUUGCUAAUUUGUUUUUUUCAGUAGCUCAAAUCUGUCUCAGCUGUAUAUUUAUUGCUGAGGAAGUUAACUGGGCAGAGUUCUUACAGGAUGUUUAAAGAGUUUGGGAGGUAGUAAAUAUUUCUUAAACCCCGGCAGUUUGAUUAUGAGUUUGCUGAUUUAUAGAACAAGCUACUGUAUUGUGUCUGAAUCGAAUGAUGAGCACAUUUGAUUGUGUGAUGUGGGCCCAGACAUUUCAACUCUCUACCCUUUAUUAAGUUGAUUUCCGUUUAAGCUCAAAAGAUAACCAGGCUUUUGUAUAUUUACCCUCAAGCCAAAAUCUGUUGAUCUGAUUGGUCAUUGACGUCUUCAAGGUAACAAAUGUUACACAAAUUCAAUUUCCAGAUAGGCGAGCUAAGGUAGUUGUUAAAUGUAACAGACAGACACACACAUCUGAAACCUUUUAAAUUAACACUUGUUUUUCAUGUUAACCUUCUGCUCCUGUUGACUUUGAUUUCUGUCAUUUAUUUUAGCGAUGUUUAUGAGGCAAGUUAUGUUUUCUUAAUCUUAUGGAACAAACUACAUGGUGCAUAACAUAAGAGUAACUUUGCUCACUCCACAGGCAGGACCUUAGUUGAUUUUGCUAUUUAAUUCUUUUUGGAUAGUCAAAGUGCUGAAGAAACACAAGAAGGUUUAACUAACAAGGUUUCUAAAAUAAGGUGUAAUUUUGUUCAACAAGUUUUUAGUAGGAUACUUUUGGGUUAUCUAAAAUAGCAUGACUUGUUGCAUCAUAAAAUACAGGGGGUGGACGCGGUUACAUUAUCAUCUAUGCCAAAUAAUGGAACCCAAUAUAACAUACUGCAAUAAAUAUGACCUUUGUUAUGUU
This is a messenger RNA of Etheostoma cragini (Arkansas darter), 2430 nucleotides long. RefSeq names its product sirtuin 2 (silent mating type information regulation 2, homolog) 2 (S. cerevisiae) (gene sirt2). Gene Ontology annotation, molecular function: histone deacetylase activity, NAD-dependent; NAD+ binding. Bases 180 to 1331 code for a protein of 383 amino acids. The record is from RefSeq and is a predicted model, not a curated record. NCBI's taxonomy places the organism in Eukaryota, Metazoa, Chordata, Actinopteri, Perciformes, Percidae. The transcript has 16 exons.